AUGAGUAAUUGUUCCUAUCAAACUUCUAAUUGUAAUCAUUUAUCAUUUCAUUGUCUUAGUGGUGAAUUAUUAUGGGGUCAAUUACAUUGUAUCUGUGAAGGUUAUUACAAUCGUCUCCAUAAUCAAUAUGAUAUUCCUCAAUCUAUACCUGAACCAUUGAAAGGAGGAACAAUAUUACGGCGUUCAUAUCAAUAUCGAUGUCGAGCUGCUAAAGGUGACUGGCAAGCUAAAUUAUAUCGUACUCGAUUGACUUUGAAAUCUGAAUCAUUUAAUUCAGGCUAUAUUAUCUAUAAUAUUCAUCAUAAUCCAGUUGAAAUAUUACGACGUUGUGCUGCUGUUGGUAAAUCUCUUCAUCAAUCCCACAAUGAUCUUAGUAUUAUAUAUAUUAAUAGAUAUGAUUGGUCCGGGCAUCAUCAUUAUAAAUUCGAAUCUGAGAUUAAUCAAUUAUUAGGGAUUGAUAAUAGCAAUUCGGAUGAUGAUUAUUCAUUGAAAAGGUUAUUUGGUGGUCAUGUAAUGAUUAUUGAUUCGAAUUCAGCUAUGAAUAUUAUUCAACAACUGAAAUCCAAUCCUACUGUACUUGAUCAAUCUCCAGAAAAAGUAUUUAUUCAAAUCCGUAAUGAAUCGAAUAAUCGAGUUGGAUUACAUUUAUCAAUUCCUAAUACCGAAUAUGAAUUCGCAUGGUUAGUAUUCAAUAGUGAUCAGCCUAAUGCAGAGUUAAUUGGAAUAGUCUAUGAUGGAAGUUAUACUCUGUUAGAAGGUCAAAUUAUACUCGAUCAAGAAGAUGUCGUCAGUUGGAAUGAAUACGAAUCAAAGAGACAAGAACAAGCCCGUAUCGAAGCCGAUCUCUGGAAGAAAUUUCAGUCUGAUGCUGAACAGCAAGAUGAUGCUGAUAUUCGCACAAUAAUGAAUAAUCGUGGCAAUAAGACUGUCGAACAAUUAGCGAAUGAAUUUAUUGCACAGGGAUUUACAUUUCAUAAUAGUACUGAAAUAGUACUGAAAUACAGUGAAGAGUAUAAAGAUUUUCAAUCAGUCGUUGAUACCAUACAAAAAAAAUUAGCGGAACGUACCAACAAUAAUAAUUUAUUCGGACAACCUGCCGGAAUUACAGAAACAUAG
Molecule: messenger RNA, 1116 nt
Organism: Rotaria sordida
Lineage: Eukaryota; Metazoa; Rotifera; Eurotatoria; Philodinida; Philodinidae
Source: the annotation of a GenBank genome assembly